Linum trigynum is the source of this 1664-nucleotide messenger RNA. Lineage: Eukaryota; Viridiplantae; Streptophyta; Magnoliopsida; Malpighiales; Linaceae. The record is from the annotation of a GenBank genome assembly.
UAAAAGACCACUAAUCUUAAUAAUAAUAAACAUAAUAUUAUAAUAAUAGAAACCUGGUAGAAAUCGGUUUCUAUCAUCCCCUCCCCCCUUCAGACCAACCUUGCCUCAAGGUUGACCGAUUGAACUAUUUCUCCAUGUUUCUCGUGCCACCCGCACGUCGGUCCUUCAUUUCCUUGUGCUUCAUUUUAUUCCACUUUCGCUCAAACCCUUGGGCAAACUUCCCAGAACACGCAACUUCAUCGUGCUCCAACUCAUCAACACGAACCAUAUACUUCCAUACACCAACAACUAUUACACUUGUCGUAUUCGUUGUAGAAGCAUCCCACAUUUCCCAGUUGUAUCAUUGACUUCACCCACAAAAGAAGACACCUUCUUUUCCCUACUCUUUCUAUACUUCUCCAGGGGACUUGCUGCUUCUUCUAAGGAUAUGCAGACCAAUAUCUGAUUCCCUGUUUAGCUUGCGUCUGCUUGUGUCACAAAUUUCUCUAUUAGACCCGUCAUGCCUUUCAUUAACCCCGCCCCACAGCCACUCUCACACAACACAAGGCUGGAACUAUUUGUCGGGUCGGGUCUUCAUCAUUGAAGCUAGACCUGAGUCGAGAGUCCGAUCCAACUCUUUGACGCUUUCCCGCUUCCCUUCAAUCUUCGGCCCAAUCUGCUUGUUUGUCUGGCCUAGGAAAAUCCCACCCUGCAUACUCGAAAUAAGCCCCCAGGACAGAAGACUCUUGUGGCACGUUGUCCAUUGGCUCAUCCUUUCCUCUCCGAUGUGGCCUGCCAAUUUCCAACAUUUCCAUUCCAAAACUCGAAACCCCCAAGGUCUAAGACUCAGACCCACUAAUUUUGCACGGUUGCACUUCACAACAGGGAGCGAAAAGAAAAGAGACGAGAUGCCGCCUCGCCUCCUUCCUUCUCAACUUCAACCGCCGGAUGUGCCAUCUUCCUCUCCAUCCCCGAUGAUGCUUCCUUUGUCGUCUCUAGCUACCUCCGGUUUUCAGUAUGACAUCUCGACACUCAUGGACAUGCAAGAAGAUUCUCUCAUGGUGGCCUGUGGUUGUUGUGCGGCAGCGGCGCUACUCAACGCGAAGAACCAAGGGAGUGCAACACCGCGCACACUCCCUCUCCAGAGACGACCAGCUUCCCCGGGGCCAAGGAGGCCAGUCCCACUUUGCCAUCCUCUUCGACUUCGAGUCAAACGCUUCCACGCCCUUCUCCUUCCAUCUCUCCUCAGUAAGCGCGCCACACGGUCUCUGGGCCCCGACACUCUCUUCUUUUUUCCUUCCUCUAGCAACUUGGCACAAGCCUUUGUUGUUUGGUGGUGGCGAGGGUUCCAGCCGACGUCUGCGAGACAGGCAGCCUCGCGGAGGUCAUCAGAAAAGCUGCUGGUUACCGCAGCUGUUGGCGGCCGGAUCUUCUUCUCCAACAACCAUUGGAAUAAGUACGGAGUUGAUCGAUUACGGAUGCCGGUGGUGGUGGUUUAGAUAUGCAUUACGAAUGUGGUAGUGUAUGAAAAUGAAAAACUGAGAGAGAUUUUGGAUAGUAAAGAUGGCGAAUGUGGUUUCAAAUGGUGGCCAAUAGGAAGGUUUGUGUAUCUGGUGGCCAAUAGGGUUGUGUAUCUCUUCCUCCCUUCAUCAUGUGGACAUAAAGAAUACAUAAGAUAAGAGGAU